Trichobilharzia szidati is the source of this 1008-nucleotide messenger RNA. The record is from the annotation of a GenBank genome assembly. NCBI's taxonomy places the organism in Eukaryota, Metazoa, Platyhelminthes, Trematoda, Strigeidida, Schistosomatidae.
AUGAUGUUAUUAUCACAUUCCUCUAUUAUUACUAUUAUUUACCUUAUUCACUAUACAUACUACUUUAAUAUAUUAUUUUCUAAUUUUGGACAAUCUUUUGAAUUUACAUUAGAAGAUAGAAUAUUUUUUGCUACAGAAAAUUGUGAACAACACUUAGAUAUUGGUAAUUGGUGUGAAUGGUCAAGUUGGAGUAAAUGUGAUCUAAACACAUGUACACGAUUACGUCAACGUGAAUGUAAUUGUCCAGCUCCAGGAAAUUGGACAACAUUAACAGAAUGUAAAACUAUUAGACCACAAAAUGACUACAGAGUUAAUAAUACAAUUGUUAAGCAUACACGACAUAUUCGUUAUACAAGUGAUACUAAAAAAGAAUGUAAAAUACCUGUCAUUCUAGAAGGUGUUUAUUAUCCUGAUUGUUUUAAACCUUUACAAAGACCAUCAUCAUCUGAAGAGUAUAUAGAUACAGUCAAAUCAAAAAGGAAUUUAUUCUGUUCAGUAAAUAAAACCGAAAUCGGUAUAUGUGCAUAUGAGCAGAAAUCAAGUUCAAAGUUGAAAACAAAAGGUAUGCGAGAGUAUGAUGUCAGUGCAUGUAGUAGUUGGCGUAUAAUCUAUCAUUAUAGUAUGGAAAAUUUACCUGCUACACUAAAAUAUGUGCAUGAUUCAGAUAGUGAAUUAGGAAGGAAGUGUACCUUUGAAGGUGAUGAUUUAUAUCCAUUAUGUACAUAUCAUACAUUUUAUUCAGAGCAUACAAGAAGUGAUUAUGGACGGUUAAAUAAUAUGGCAUAUGAUAUAGAAAAUUGUCGUUUUGCUUGUGCUAUUCAUAUCCAGUGUAAAGCAAUUGAAUUUAUUUAUGGUGUUCAUUGUAUCUUGGCAUUUCACUUUGAUGAAUCAGUUCUUCAACGAUCGAUUGGUACCAUCAUUGAAUUGAAACCGGAUCAAUGUGAUCCUGAUAUUAAAGAGGGUGAAAUAUAUCCAUAUACUAAUGCUAUGUCUGUUCUACGUGUUUAA